Messenger RNA from Rotaria socialis, 966 nucleotides. The record is from the annotation of a GenBank genome assembly. NCBI's taxonomy places the organism in Eukaryota, Metazoa, Rotifera, Eurotatoria, Philodinida, Philodinidae.
AUGUCAUUAAGUAGCGAUAAUAUUGUAUUAGUAACUGCUGGUUAUGAUCGAACGAUACGCUUUUGGCAUGCUAAUACUGCAGUUGUCUAUCGAACAAUCAUGCAUGAAGAUUCACCAACGAAUUGUUUAGCGAUACAUCCACAGAAAACUUUAUUAGCCGCCGGUAGUUAUCAACAUAUAAAGAUGUAUGAUUUAAUGUCGAACAAUCCAAAUCCAGUAAUGAAACUUGAUCAAUUACAGAAAAAUAUAGUCACAUUAGGAUUCAGUGAUGAUAAACAUUUUAUGUUUUCCGGUGGUGAAGAUCAUUGUGUAAGAAUUUGGGAUAUGAGAGCAGCAAAAACUAAAGCUCAUCGACAAAUGUCUUUUCCUGCUGCUGUUAAUUGUGUUACACUUCAUCCGAAUCAGACAGAACUGUUAGUCGGUGAUCAAGAUGGAACAAUCUUCCGUUGGGAUUUGACCAAUGAAAAAAUCGACACAUGGCAAAAAUGUGAGAGAUAUAUUAUUGAUGCAAAUAAUCCAAGUGCAAUUCGGUCGGCUUCAAUUAAUCGCGAUGCUUCCAUGAUGGCUGCUGUUACGAGUAAUGGUGAUUGUCAAAUAUGGUCAAUGACUGGAUUUUCUCCACAAAUGCGUGUUAUUCCUCGUAAGAAUUUUCCUGCACACAACCGUUAUGGAUUAAAAUGUCUAUUUUCACCUGAUAUGACUUUACUAGCGACUACAUCAGCUGAUGGAACAGCAAAAAUUUGGCGUACUUCAGAUCUUGCUUGUCUAUAUGAAUUAAAACAUGAUCGAUUACAAAAUUGGGUGUGGGAUUGUGCGUUUACAUCGGAUUCUGUCUUUCUUCUAACAGUAUGUUCGGAUGGUAAAGCUCGUCUAUGGUCGACUGAGACUGGUAAUGUUGCAAAAGAAUAUAUUGGCCAUCAGAAACCGGUCACUUGUCUUGCUUUCGAUGAUCGAACUUUUCGAUAA